This is a messenger RNA of Aspergillus alliaceus, 1211 nucleotides long. Its product is annotated as gamma-glutamylcyclotransferase family protein. Bases 143 to 916 code for a protein of 257 amino acids. Lineage: Eukaryota; Fungi; Ascomycota; Eurotiomycetes; Eurotiales; Aspergillaceae. The record is from RefSeq and is a predicted model, not a curated record. The transcript has a single exon. Gene Ontology annotation, molecular function: gamma-glutamylcyclotransferase activity.
GUUUCGCUCUUUUAGGCUAUCUAUAUCAGUCGGGUUCUCUCAUUUUGAUAUUAUCCAAAAAAGAAGAGAAAAAAAAAGUUUCAAUCGUUCAAGCAGCCUCGGCGAUCUAUCUUUGAACCAGCAUACAGCUUGAGAACUCAAAAUGCAUCUUAGAGACACAAGCACCGUCAACCCCCUCUCGACCCCAACAAUAGAUCAACAAGACCUGAAAACAGAUUCAGCAACCCAUACAACAAUUUCGAUCACCACUGGCGCCUCUCUCUCGGACAGUGAAACAAUAGCCCCACAACAAGCCACACCCCGCCCUCUUUACUUCGCCUAUGGCUCCAACCUCUCCUUCACACAGAUGCGUCUCCGCUGCACAUGCAAUCCUGAUCUCUCGUCCAAGCCUGUUGCUGUCGCCCGUCUGGAUCGCUGGCGCUGGCUGAUCUGUCAGGCUGGUUAUGCGAACGUUAUGCCACCCACAGAGUUCCGUGUCGGUAAGGAAGCAGACGAGGGCGAAAAUGUACCGGUUUCUGGAGAAGAGGAUACAGUUUACGGGGUCUUGUACGAGAUGGAUAUUCAGGAUGAAAGGUUGCUAGAUGGGUAUGAGGGUGUUGAUCAUUCGGCGCUGCCGUCACGGGCUACGCAUAAGGUUCCUGCGCAUAUUCGGCCGACGGAACAGGGCUAUGGAGAUUAUAACAAGUGGUAUGUUCCAGCUACAGUUACGGUGUGGCUGGAUGAGAAACAGAAGAAACAGAGGGAGGGCGGUGUUAUUGAGACGUUAGUCUAUGUGGAUGAGGAGAGGGUAAAGUUGGGUCCGCCGAGGGAUGAGUAUAUUCCGAGAAUGAAUCGCGCGAUCCGUGAGGCGGAGACUUUGGGGUUUCCCAAGAAGUGGGCAGAUGAGGUGAUGAGGAAGUCAAUCCCUUUGAACUAGAGGGGGGAGGCGGGAGAUCUUUUCUUCUGCUCUUGUUUUGAUUUACUUUAUAGAUACAUUACGGAUGAUAUUUGCAAAUAGGCAUAUUAUAAUGACCGAAUGAUUGCGAAUGAUACAAUUCUCACAACCAUAAAUCUCAUUGAAUCAAGAUGCCAUACUACUAGUAUUGUUAUUCACUUGUAUUGUCUAUAGUAGGUCCCAGUAAGGAAAUGUGUCAUGAUGGUGGACAUGCGAUUCCGCUCCCCUAACUUUUCUUAAGUUCGUGGUACAAAUGGGUUGUUGUUCUGACCUUCAU